This is a messenger RNA of Etheostoma cragini (Arkansas darter), 1367 nucleotides long. It is a transcript of the gene arpc2, whose product is annotated as actin related protein 2/3 complex, subunit 2. Gene Ontology annotation, cellular component: Arp2/3 protein complex; actin cytoskeleton. The record is from RefSeq and is a predicted model, not a curated record. The transcript has 10 exons. The coding region runs from base 170 to 1069 and encodes 299 amino acids. Gene Ontology annotation, biological process: actin filament polymerization; Arp2/3 complex-mediated actin nucleation. NCBI's taxonomy places the organism in Eukaryota, Metazoa, Chordata, Actinopteri, Perciformes, Percidae. Gene Ontology annotation, molecular function: actin filament binding; structural constituent of cytoskeleton.
UGGGUCCUAAAUGUAAAAUACGCGGAAGCGACAGGCGGAAGUAGCCUCGACGGAAGCGGUCAGGACUGUCAAAGGAGGAAAAAAAUUGCAGAAUUUGACACAAAGAGGCUAAUCCCACCAAAUAUCACCGAUCUUUCCCCCCUUUUCCUCGACACCGGCAUCCGCUGCGAUGAUCCUGUUAGAAAUCAACAACCGCAUUAUAGAAGAGACGCUGUCUUUGAAGUUUGACGGCGCAUCCAACGGAACCAAACCCGAGGCCGUCGAUGUGACGUUUGCAGAUUUCGAUGGCGUCUUGUACCACAUCUCCAACCCCAACGGGGACAAGACCAAAGUGAUGGUCAGCAUCUCCCUCAAGUUCUACAAGGAGCUGCAGGAGCACGGGGCGGACGAGCUGCUCAAGAGGGUCUAUGGGAAUUUCCUCGUUUCAGCUGAGGCUGGCUACAACGUGUCCCUCCUCUACGACCUGGAGGCGCUACCAGCCAAUAAAGAUGAGGUUGUCCACCAGGCGGGCAUGCUCAAGAGAAACUGCUUCGCCUCAGUGUUUGAAAAGUACUUCAAGUUCCAGGAAGAGGGAAAAGAGGGCGAGAAGAGGGCCGUGGUCCACUACAGAGACGAUGAGUCCAUGUAUCUGGAGGCCAAGAAAGACCGAGUGACCGUGGUGUUCAGCACAGUGUUCAAAGACGACGACGACGUCAUCAUCGGCAAAGUUUUCAUGCAGGAGUUCAAAGAGGGUCGGCGGGCCAGCCACACAGCCCCCCAGGUGCUGUUCAGCCACAGGGAGCCCCCACUAGAGCUGAAGGACACAGACGCCGCUGUUGGGGACAACAUUGGAUACAUCACUUUCGUUUUGUUCCCACGUCACACCAAUGCCAAUGCCAGAGACAACACCAUCAACCUCAUCCACACCUUCAGGGACUACCUGCACUACCACAUAAAGUGCUCCAAGGCCUACAUUCACACACGCAUGAGGGCCAAGACGUCAGAAUUCCUCAAGGUGCUGAACCGCGCUCGACCCGACGCCGAGAAGAAAGAGAUGAAGACCAUCUCUGGAAAGACCUUCUCCCGCUGAGGCCCUACACCACCACCACCACCACCACCACCACCACCAGAUAAAUUCAAACCCCCGUGGAUAUGCCCAAACGCGCUACUCAACGCCGUGUUGGACAGGACUCCAGAUCGCCUCUAAAUGCCCCCGCCCAGCCCCAGAUACCAGUCCAGUCUUUUUCCUUUCCUUUUUUUUUUUUUGUUGAAAUUAAUAAUAAUGUUGGCUACUUAGGGAAAGCCAAGGCUCAAGAAAAAUGGAAAAAAGGGCAUUCCUUGCUUUGCAUAGUUAAAGAGAAUUAUUAGUCCUAUACAAAUAUAUAUAU